AUGAGCUGGCUUACACUUUCAAGAGUUUUCUCUCUUACUAAAACAAGAUCGGUUAAAAUUAAUAUUAAUGCUGCUUCCUUGUGCAUUGCCCGUUCCCUGAAAACAUCCUUCUCUCACCAAGCUGAGUUACAGAAUACACCUUCGUUAACUGGGGAACCAAUCCAAAUAAAGGAAUCCAAAUUUAAAAGUUUCUCGAUUUAUCGUUGGAACCCAGAUAAACCCACCGAGAAACCUAAAUUGCAGCAAUAUAAAGUUGAUCUUAAUGCAUGUGGACCUAUGAUUCUUGAUGCUUUAAUCAAGAUCAAAAAUGAACAAGAUGCCACUUUGACUUUCCGUCGUUCUUGUCGUGAAGGUAUUUGCGGAUCUUGCGCCAUGAAUAUUAAUGGUGUUAACACCUUAGCAUGUCUUUGCAGAAUUGACGUUAGCGGCUCAGACACUAAAAUUUAUCCAUUGCCUCAUAUGUAUGUCGUCAAGGAUCUUGUACCAGAUCUCACUCAUUUUUAUAAACAAUACAAAUCCAUUGAACCGUAUCUUAAGAAAAAAAGUCCUCCAAAAGAGGGAGAUCGCGAAAAUCUUCAAACCAUUGCUGAUCGUAAAAAAUUAGAUGGUCUUUAUGAAUGUAUUCUUUGUGCUUGUUGUUCUACAUCUUGUCCGAGUUAUUGGUGGAAUGCAGAUGAAUAUCUUGGACCGGCUGUAUUAUUACAAGCUUAUAGAUGGAUGGUGGAUUCUCGAGAUGAUUAUGGCCAUGAACGUAGAGAAGCUCUACAAAAUCCUUUUUCGGUUUAUCGCUGUCAUACUAUUAUGAAUUGUACAAGAACUUGUCCAAAAGGUUUAAAUCCAGGUCGCGCUAUUGCUAUGAUUAAGAGAGAUAUGGCCUUAGAAUAA
Messenger RNA from Funneliformis caledonium, 885 nucleotides. The record is from the annotation of a GenBank genome assembly. NCBI's taxonomy places the organism in Eukaryota, Fungi, Glomeromycota, Glomeromycetes, Glomerales, Glomeraceae.